Molecule: messenger RNA, 1842 nt
Organism: Trichoderma gamsii
Lineage: Eukaryota; Fungi; Ascomycota; Sordariomycetes; Hypocreales; Hypocreaceae
Exons: 6
Coding region: 1-1842 (613 amino acids)
Source: RefSeq, a predicted model, not a curated record
AUGACUUUCCCUCGGGACAUGGACCGGAUGGAACUUGAAAACUCCCGUCUCUCCCCUUCCCCGGAGCUAGAGGAUCUCUUCAACCAGUUCUUCGACUGGCAAGCCUAUUCCGGGGACGCUAAUCCCUCGUCUCCCCAUCCCCAUCACCAUCACCAUCACCGCAAGCAAUCCCUUAGCAGGAUCAUCACCGAUAUCCCUUCCUUUAUAGAAAACUUUCCCCUUGAUCCCAACAGGCCCUACUUCGACAUGCCGCCUUCGUACUCUUCGGAUGAUGGCCUCACGUCCGAGUACUCCCCCGGCCAGACUCCCCCGGAGCUGGUCCAGGGUGGAAGCUCGUCGCCUUCAGACCACUCGGGAUCGCCACCCUUCCUGGAGCCACUAGACGAUGGCCACUACCACCAAGAGGCUUCCCUUAGAGAGAUCCAGGCCCAAGACGAUGAGUGGACCUACCCGCAGACCGACCCUUCCAAGGGCAUGGUCCAGGGUUACCCCCAUCACAUCCAGGUCCUAGACGACAGGCAUAGAAGGCCAGUCGACCCGUCCGCAAAGCUGAAGCGGCGACGAUCCGGCAACGACCUAGAGAAGAGGCAACGGCAGCUGGCAGACCCCGGCCAGACGGCAGACGUCCGCAAGAGUGGAGCCUGCCUCCCAUGCCGCAUGUCUAAGACCCGAGAAAGCGUUCCCAGACCAUUCUCACAUGGCCUGCACGCGCGCCACACCAUCCACGUUUUGGCCCGUAAUGGGCAAGAUCCCCGGUAUGUGGCGCACGGCACAACUCAGAUUUGUGCACAGCUGAACAAACCCCCCGAUGUUUGGUCCACCAAUCCCGAAGAAGAGGAGCAACUUUGCUCCGGCCCACGGUUUUACACUGGAAAGCCCCGAGAGAUCUCAGUCUUUUUCACCCCGGACCCCAGCUUCCCAGCCCUGCGCGCCACGGUUCAGGCUUACCGGUCGCAGGGGGGCUCUGAGGAGAACGGCAGCCUGUCAAAGGCUGACUUCCCUCGAGACUGUGUUCCGAGCCACGAGCUGCUGCAGAGAUGGGUCGAAGACCAGAUCCAAACGGAGCAGAGGUCAGACUUCCAAUACGCAGCUCAGAGCUUUGUGCUUGCAUACUCGGAACAAGGUUGGGGACUUCCCAAGCAUGACCUUGUUAGGAAAGUCCACAGAAUGAACUGCUUCUUCCGCAUUUUGAAAGCUAGAUCAUUCUGGUGCCUGGACCCAACCAACAAGCUCACCACACUACCCUUGUCUGUCCAGGCUCAGCUGAGAAACAUUGCCCGACGGGCCAUAUACUCACUUGAGCAUGAUAUUCUCAAAGAGAUGGACGACACCAUCGCGCAGCAGGGUGUCCCACAGCCUCAGGAGAGGAUUGCCAUCUGGGCAAGCAUGUGGCAGCUCAUUCUCAUGUACCGAGAUCUUUUGCAAGGCUUCAAGGCCCAUAUCGGCCGCCUUGCGACUAACAAGAGCGAGUCAUCUCAGAGCAUUGCCAUGAAGGGACAAGUCUAUAAGCGCCUCGCGGAAAGCUUUUACCCGCUCUUGGUGGUGUAUUACCACUACCAAUUCCGCACAAAGAAGAGCCUGGAGAUGUCGCUGGACUGGCUCAAGUCUCCUCAAUACCCCGCAGCAGCAUGCCACAGCAGAGCGAUCCACGAGGCUGCUCAGUACCUUCUCGACUCUCGCAAAGAGCACUAUCAGAAACUGCAGUCUUCAAAGAGCGAGAUUGAUCAGCUUCUAUGCGUCCUGGUAGUGAACCACGAGCUGAAGAAGAUGAACGCCAGAAAGCGUGCGCCAAAGGCCAAAACAUCAAAACACGCAGAUGAUGAUUGUGAAGAUGAUAAUUAG